UGUGCUCCGGAAGUAGUAAUCACGAAGGCGGAUGUUGACUCCGCGGACAGUGGUAACCCAAAGCAAUGGCGGGGGAUUCUUCAACUGAGCUUCUUUUUCUAGAUACGUUUAAACACCAAAGCGCCGAGUUUACCAAUGUGGAUGUGGUACGUUUCCCCUGUGUGGUGCUGAUCACAGAAGUCCGUGUCAUUCCUCCCGGAAUCAAAGCACAUACCAACUUACCUGAGAGCAGAGCAUGCGGUGAGACAUCCCCUCAUGCUUUCCAGCUGGAGCUGUUCUUUAAUAAUGUACCCAAACCCAACAGCCCAACGUUCAACAGACUCGGCAGUCUGGAGUAUGACGAGAACAAAUCGAUUGUCUUCAGACCCAAUGGAAAGAUCAACACAGAUGGCCUGGUGCUGCGUGGCUGGUACACCAGCCUGACCUUGGCUGUGUACGGCACAGCGGAGCGUUCGCAUGAGCAAGGCUCGCCCCCUCCGCCACCUCCACCCCCGCCUCAGCAGCCGUGCGGGGCCAAACGACUUGUUAAACAAGAGUGGGAAAAAGAUGACCAAUACAAUGGCAGCCCACCACGACCAGCACCCCGAGGGCCUCGCACUCCACCUGGACCCCCACCCCCUGAUGAUGACGACGAAGAGCAGGUCCAAGCACCAGGAUCAAGCAUGGGCAUGGUCAAAGUUGAGCCACGUGAGGGCCGUGAGGACUACCUGGAGGCUGUGUCGCCUGAACGGUCGCUGGCUGCCGAUGAAGCAUACUCCGACGCUGAACAGGAGGAGGGUGAGGACGAAGAGGAGGGGCAAGAAGAGGAAGAAGACAUGCGGACGGAGGGGAGCGUUCCAGAGGACGAGGAAGAAGAGGACGAUGAGGGUGAGGACGAGGAGAUGGAGGAAGGUGAUGACGGCUAUGAGCAGAUUUCCAGUGAUGAGGAUGACCUGGAUAACGGCACCUUUAAGCUGCCCUCCUUUGACAUGGACUACACACCUGAGGACCUUGCAUCUGUCCCACCAGUCCAGUUUGACCCCUACGAACGAGAACUCCGACCACUGGUCUACUUCACGCCUCCGUACAAGUCACUGUUCGAAACCCAACUUGAGAAACCCCGCGUGGAGGAGCCCAAGGACUCCAGCAGUCCUGAGGGAGUAGCAGGUGGAGAGGACACUGAUGCUUUUGUGCAGCUGAAAGAACUGCUAGGAAGCAUUGGAGAAGACAGAGAUGUCCGCUGGGUCACUGCCUUGGAAGAAGCCUCAGGACUUCUUGCCAAGGGCUUGGUGUGCCUCAUUAAACAGGGCGAGUCUGUGGCCAGGGAAGAGCAUGUCAGCCUUUUAUCCCAGUGGGCUCUCCAAGCAUUAAGUAUGGAGAUUGCCCUCACACAACCAAUUGCUCUGAACCUCAGGCAACUGAAAGCAGGUGCCAAGCUAGCGUCGUAUCUAGCGGAGUGUCCACAGGGCCUGAAGGCGCUCCUUCGUGACGGAGCUCUGGACGUCCUGUUGGAUCUCCUCCAUAGGGACCACGUCUCCUCCACAUUGAAACUGAGUCUUCUCAGGGCACUUGACGCUCUCAUCAGUUCUGCUGUUGGGGUAGAGGCUUUCCUCGAUGCUGGCGAGACAGAGAAGAGUGGCUAUCAGCGUUUAGUGCAGCUGUUCCUACGUGAUGAAACGGUGAGGGUCAUAACUGCCGGCAAUGCCAUUCUUCAGAAAAGCCACGUUUUUGAGGUACUGCUUGACCUUCGCCGUACAGCAGCAGCAUGGAGUGAGCCACAGCAGGAGGAUAUGGAGGAUGUUGACACGCCAAUGGAGGAGGAGCCGGCCCUGAGUUCCUCCGCUGUGAGUGAAGCAGAGCUCGAUCGGUUGGUGGGUGCUUUGGAGGAGUUGUAUCAGCUGCUGGAGACCGCCCCUCACUGCAUGGUGCAGCCCCCGGGGAAAGCAUUUCCAACUUCUGUUAGAAUAACAGGACCACAGGAGAGAGAUGAUCCAUACCCAACACUUUACAGGUACUUGCAUGCUUGCCAUUUCUUGGAGAGCACAUCAGUGGUGCUUUCUGCAGCAGCGGCGGCUGGACACUUGGGCAUCAUUCAAGCCGUGAGAGAGCUCCUUCGCUUCCUGUCGCUCACGCAGUCGGGUCUGCUUUUCCUUCUCGCCCAACCCACUCCCACCAACUUACUCCUGCGCCUUCUCGCAUCCGUGGCUGAGAACGACGGGGAGGAGACGGCCUUCACGGGAGGCGAGGGAGCUCUCACCGGGCCCGGCUUUGGUGAAGAAGGCUUUGGCGUGUGGCUCAUGCAGGCCCUACAUGCUCUCCAAGGGGUAUCGGAGCUCAUGAACCAUGUGACCUCAGGCGUAGACGGAUCAGUGAACUUGGAUGAAGGUGACAAUCCGGAUGUCCUGGCCAUCCUCCAUUCACUCUACCUGAUGACAUUCACUGUGACGGGCCGCAGUGCUGUGGCACACGUUUUGAGUUUGGACAACAACUUGUCCUGUCUGGUCACACUAUUGCAGCACUACAGCAAAGAAGGACAAGGUGAGGCCAAGACUCGCAAAGCAGUGACAUAUAACUAUGCGUGUAUGCUCAUCUUAUUGGUGGUGCAAAGCUCAAAUGAACUGCGUAUGAUGGAACAGUAUGCUGCUCCACUGCUCUCCAUAGCCAAGGCGGAUGAGACCAAUGCCAAGCUCCAAGAGCUCAACAAAUGGCUGGAGCCUUUGGAAAAACUGCGCUUUGAGAUCGGCAGCAUCUUACCACUCCUGGACUAUGUCAAACAGAAUGUGGAAAACGUGUUGACUCCAGAGGGAACUGGAUUGGUCACUGCUCUCAGAGUGAUCUGCCACAUUGCCUGCCCCCCGCCUUCAGUUGGAGGUCAGCAAAGGGACCUGAAGUGGAGUCUUGCCUGUGUUCAGCUGUUCUCCGGCGAGGGUCUGGAUACAUGCGUGCGCGUCCUGCAAAAGCUGUGUGGGGUGCUGCUACAGCCGUGGCGCUUGCACGGAAACAUGGGCCCCACGCCACAGCGCUGCAUGAUCCUCCACGUGUGCAUGAGCACGCUGCGGUUGUUGCGCACCAUGCUGACAGAGCUGCUCCGUGGAGGUGCCUUCCAGUUCAGAGACACUCGCGUGGCCAGCGUGUUGGUCAUGCUCCACAUGAUAGUUUGCUCCAUCCCUGCAUCGGGACGACUAGAUGGGGAGGAAACCAGAGUGCAGGCUCUUAUUGUUGAUGUGCUCCUCACUUUUACGCAAGGUGUCAAUGAAGAGGUGACGCAUACAGAAGAGACGCUGGCCAGUAACACAUGGUCACUGAUGCUCAAGGAAGUUUUACUAUCAUUACUGAAGGCUCCCGAAGGGCUCUUCUCUGGUCUAACACUGUUGACUGAGCUCCUGCCGCUGCCGCUUCCAAUGCAAAGCACUCAGGUGUUGUCGGUACAAGACGUUGCGGUGGCCUUAAACACGAGGAAGCUGUGGAGUAUGCACAUCCGGGCACAGUGGAAAGUGUUCUCCGAGGCUUUGCAAUGUGUGUGCGCCACCAGCUGCCCUCCGCUCUUGGCCAUUCUCAGGAGAGUGUGUCUUCAGCUGGCUGACCUGUCUUCUCCCACCGCCACCCUCAUUAUGAAAACUUUGCUGGAACUGCUGUUGGAGGAGUUACAGCCAGUGGAGGGGAAAGCCCCGUGCUGGGCCCAAGUAUUGCGGCUGCUUUCUUUGACUGAUGCGCUAGCAUCACAGAGAGCUUGUAAAUGUGCCACAUUACACCUGCUCUCUGGGUCGGUGUCUGGAGAUGAACAACUGGCAGAUCUCUUCCCCUUGCUGCUGCCUCUGCUGGUGCCCCCCGUCAACCACUCGUUACAGCAACAACAAUGCAGCGAACUAAUGGGAACAAUAAUACAGUCACUGUGUGACCAGGAUAUUUCUCUGGUGAUAUCUCAAGGAGGUGACGGCUGCGUGUCAGAGGUGGAACAGCUGGCCAAUGCACUCCCAGGCCGAGAGAUGCUGUCAGCCAUUUGCAACUCCUUGAUGGAGGUUUUGGCAAAUAGAAACAGCAGUGCACCUCUUCUUCUUACCUGUAUCAGGACUUUAACAUUCCUCACAGAGCACGACUAUGGACUUUACCAUCUGAAAGUAGCUCUGAAGAAACACAAUACUGGCUUAUUCUCACUUCUGAAGAGAUUGGUGUUUCCCUUCAUCAAGGACUCUGCAGACCUGCUCUCAGCUUUGUUGGACUUCCUCCGACAGAUUGUGAACACAGAACCAGUGUGUCAUGAGGAGGGCCAGGCAUCCGUCGAGGAGACAUCUUUUGUUCCUCCUCCAAGGUUACUGAGUGGAUCUGAGAUGAAGGCUCUCCUGCAGUGGGAAAAGUCAGACACUCAUCCUCUUCUGACUUUCGAGAAACAAAUCAAGAAACUUUGUAAGGAGGAUGAUUCACUGGAGACCCUAAUGGAGAGCGUGACAGUCCUGAGGCAAAUGCUCGAGGCUGCUGGGAAUGAGCCUCCUGCAGUUGAUACCGAGCCCACUCUGCCAGCGCCUGAGACUCUCGCAACUCAGUUUAAUCACAGGACCGUUUUUAUUCUUUCCGAAGCACUUGAUGAGCAACUUAAGGCUCUUUGGUUCUCUCCUUUCCAAACGGAUGAUAUAGAGACUGAACUUGACAUGGUGAAAGUGGAUCUGGUGGGUUUGGCUCAGGAAUGUUGCCCAGAACUGGACUUGAAGGCAGAGCUGGAGCGCUCCUUCCUGUCUGAGCCCUCCUCGCCAGGUCACGCCAAAGCUCAAAAGGGCUUCCGACUGGGGAGGCACAAGCACGAGACUUUCAUUACAUCCAGUGGUAAAUCAGAUUAUGUGGAACCUGCGAAGAGAGCACACAUCAUGGCGGCUCCGCGUGGCCGAGGAGGUCGAGGGGGAUUAGGACAGAACUUUUGCCGACCCCAUGACAUCUUCCGCCAGCGCAAACAGAACACUUCCCGUCCUCCCAGCAUGCACGUGGAUGACUUUGUGGCAGCUGAGUUUAAAGACAUUACCACCCCAAUUGGACUUUUGCCUCCCAAGCGACCCCUAAAAAGCUCCCCAAAGCUGCCCACCAGAGGACUCUUCACUGGAAACAGAGGCAGGGCCACCUUCCACAAUCAGACUCGCUUUUUCACCCCACCGCAGCCUAAAAGUGUACUACUCUCUGGUAACUACCCUCGUCGAGACGGAGGCCGAGGUUCAUCAUGGAGCGCACAAGUGCCCGCCGUCACUCACAGAGGAACGUACAGCGAACCACGCGGAGGCCAAAGCAACUUCACGCGAGGACCUCUGCCCUCACGACAACUUCCUGCAAAUGCGUAUCGCUUGGCUCCACGUGAUCGCGCUCCACGUGGCCGAGGUGGCACUGGGCUUUCGUGGCUAAACGCUGGAGGUGGAGGAGGCGCAGGCGGCAACGUCGGAGGUGGAGGUGGUGGAGGAGGGAGGGGCUCCCAGGUGAGCAAGUUUGGCAGCGGGGGAGGGAGUGGAGGCGGUAGGGGCCGACACGUCCGCUCCUUCACCAGGUAAAUUCACCUGGGCAUUGACUGAAAGCCUGCCAAGGCUCCAAACGGACCAAUUAGGUUGUUUUAUGCUAUCUCCAUGGAUUGAUGUCUGUGGAUAUCUUUGUGUUGAUUUGUUAUUGAGUUGUAACCAGAGAAUAAAAUUCAUAGUACUGGUUAUUGAG
This is a messenger RNA of Hippocampus zosterae (dwarf seahorse), 5661 nucleotides long. RefSeq names its product vir like m6A methyltransferase associated (gene virma). Gene Ontology annotation, cellular component: RNA N6-methyladenosine methyltransferase complex. Lineage: Eukaryota; Metazoa; Chordata; Actinopteri; Syngnathiformes; Syngnathidae. Gene Ontology annotation, molecular function: RNA binding. The transcript is spliced from 27 exons. The coding region runs from base 66 to 5504 and encodes 1812 amino acids. The record is from RefSeq and is a predicted model, not a curated record.